AAAAUGUACAUUAACAAAGUCAGUCUGGUGUAUAUUUUUGUUAUCUGUGUCACAAGUUUUGCUUUCGACGGGUUACAACUUGCGUAGAUUGCCAAAGAUACGUUUAACUUAGUAGAUAGGAAAACUUUGCGUAAGUUCAACCCCACACCAUGACACUCAGUGUGGAUGGCUUCCUUACGAAGAUUGGGGGUAUGGGACGGUUCCAAUGGAUGCUGGUCUUUGUGGUGGGUAUCAUGAUGGUGCCUGUCACCUUUCAGCCCCUCAUCAUGGCGUUCCUUGGAUUAGAGCCCCCCUGGAAGUGCGCUCAAAACAGCACCGUUUGCAACUUUACAGAAGAAUUCGAUAUGUCAUCGAAUAACCCGAACAAGGAUUUCAGAUGCGAUAUUGAUGACAGUGAAUGGGAGUUCACUAAACCAUACACAUCCAUCGUCACAGAGUGGCGCUUGGUGUGUUCCUGGUCCACAUUGGCUUGGGUGACCACCUCGAUCCAGUUCCUAGGCUGGCUUUUUGGUAACGUGGUGUUCGGUGUCUUAUCUGACAAGUAUGGCCGCCGAAAAGUUCUCUUCUUUUCAUGCAGUAUGGUUUGUUGGGUGGCAUUUGUCAGUUCGUUUGUUCCUUGGUAUUGGUUAUAUGCUGUCCUAAGGUUCAUGAUCGGCUUUGGUCUCGGGGGAGCCAUUGUGUGCCUCUUCAUUAUGGCAACUGAAUUCGUGGACCCCAAUCACCGCGCCAUGGCAGGCACCUUUGCGUGGUAUUUUUGGACUGGGGCCUUGAUGCUGGUGGCUCUGUUGGCUUACCUGAUUAGGGACUGGAGGAAACUUUCUAUCGCCACCUCGGCACCAGGCCUCGUGCUUUUCAUCUUUUGGAUACUAGUUCCUGAAUCAGUACGCUGGCUGACGACGCAUCAACGAGUCGAAGAGGCGGAGAACAUUCUUAAGCGAGUGGCAAAAAUCAACAAAAAGUCCAUGCCCGAGGAGAACUUGGGUCUGCCUGACGAUCAGAGGACUACAGAGAAGGAGGCUGGGUUUAUGGAUUUGUUUGGAUCCCGCUCGAUGACGAAGAAAACUAUCAUCUCUUGGAUCUCUUGGUUUGUCAACGCACAAGUAUACUUUGGUGUUUCGUUAGGUUCUGUCAUGUUGGGUGGUAACAUUUAUCUCAAUUUUUUCCUAACUUCGCUGGUCGAACUUCCUGGCAAUGCCUUCGCUAUUUACGCCAUGAACAGAUUUGGUCGAAAGAAAGUAGUUGUGAUAGGUUUAGUUGUGGCAGCCAUAUCAAAUCUAUUAGUUACUGUUUUUCCUUCUGAUCCUGAUAAUUCAGGAUACGCAGCAGGACGUAUCAUCUUUGCUAUGAUUGGGAAGUUCUCUGUUAUGAAUUCGUUUGACGCCAUUUUUGUGUUCUCCUCAGAGUUGUUCCCGACUGUAGUGCGAAAUAUCGGCCUCGGUUCAUCUUCAGCUGCGGGCCGUUUUGGUGCGAUCACAUCACCAUUUGUGUUAAGCUUGAGUAAGUACAUGGUUCAGCUUCCUUAUAUUAUCAUGGCGGUAGAUGCCUUUGUGGCAGGAAUUCUGUGCCUUCUCCUCCCUGAGACUAAUAACACUCCGACAGCCGAGACACUUAAGGGUGCUGAAGCUUCCGGCGCUACUGAUCUAGGCCUGUUGGCAGCAAAAGGCGAAGACGAAGAGGAGGACCCCGAGAAAAUGACUGUAAUGUAGGGAGAUCUACAGCUAGGAAGAGGGUUAGUACCUAAAGUCCACUCCUGGUCAGCGUCAACGAUGUAAAUUAGUAUCUAAUUCCCAACACUUUGUAGUUUCUUGGACGGAAAAUUUUACUUAAACUUUCUGCUUGUUUAUUAGAGGAACAGAAGGAAACAGCAGUGCUUUUAAUCUAAGGCAGGCUUUCUUUACUACAGAAGUAGUUUUUGAGUAGACAUUCUCGGUUUGGCGUACAUGCAGUGGUUUGAGUUUUUGAAGAGAUUUUAGAGUUCUAGACGACAUGUUUCCAGAGGUAAAACUGUAUACCAGCGAGCCAUUGGGAAAUCCAAUUGCGUUUUUAAAAGUUACUGAUACGAAAAGUGGGCAUUUAAUCGGAACUAGUACAAAAGAUCGUCUUCUCUUUUAAAUUCGGGUUGUAAGGCCAUCGAUCGAUCGUUUCUACCAAGUGCACUUUUCACCAUUUUUCGUAACUCUACUCCAGUUACAAAAAUCUACUACAUGUCAAGUAUUAGACCGCAAGUAGUCACGCCUUUUCGGCGAAGUCCGUUUCGCGUCCCAGAAAAAUCGGCGGAAAAGGAGACUGAUGAUAACGCGCCGCGCGGAACUCCAGGAGAGAGGUACGCAAAAAGUACCAAAAGAGUUCCGUACAACGUGUUGACGCCAAUUUCUAUCUUUUUUGUUGUUUUGUUUUUUAUUUUUACCCGCGCGCCAGACUUCGCCAAAAAGGAGGGACUUCUCCAGUCUAGUAUAGUAGUAUAGUAUAGUAACAUUAAUUAAUCAUAGGAGUUAUUAAAACUGUUCGAUUAAAGCU
This is a messenger RNA of Pocillopora verrucosa, 2517 nucleotides long. Its product is annotated as organic cation transporter-like protein. Lineage: Eukaryota; Metazoa; Cnidaria; Anthozoa; Scleractinia; Pocilloporidae. The record is from RefSeq and is a predicted model, not a curated record. Gene Ontology annotation, molecular function: transmembrane transporter activity. Gene Ontology annotation, cellular component: membrane. Gene Ontology annotation, biological process: transmembrane transport.